GCCCCGCACGUUGCUGCCAGGGCAGCUGGGCUCAGCAUCACGGAAUCAAUCAGGCUGGAAAAGAGUCCGGGAUCAUCGAGCCCAGCCUGGGCGGGCGGUGCUGCAGCGCUCCGAACCUUCUCAGGCACUUUAAAAAGCUGCUUGGGCAGAGACACCAGCUGUAAGUGUUGGUUAUGGCUGCAGUGUAUCAAGCACUGCACAGGAGAGCUUCCUCCCUUGCCUGCAGGUUGCACUCCACCUAUGUGAGAAAAAUGAGAUACUUAAAUCAGUUAAAGGAAGAUGACAGCCUUUGUAGACAAGCUCAGACCUCAGGAACUUUCUACCUCUUUCACAAUCUCUCCCCCUUCCUGCAGAAAGUUGGGAAGAAAUAUUUGGUACCACAGCUCAGUGCAGCAGAGAUGAGACAGGUUCUGGAGAAGCUGCAGGAGGCCGAGCAGUGGCUGGAGAAGUCGGUGCUGAUCGGAUGUUCGGACGAGCACAGGCCGCGCUUCGCGCUGGAUUUAGGAGCCUUGGAUAAAUCAGUCAUUGAGGCAGAACUGCAGGGAUCAUUUACUGACCUACGAAAGGCUCUCUUUGUCGUGGACAGGAAGGAUUCUCCUUUGCUGGCUUCGGCCCAGUCUCUCCUGCGGUGGCACGAUUCCCACCAGUACUGCAGCAAAACUGGGCAGCCCACUGAGAAGAACCCAGCUGGCAGCAAACGUGUCUGCCACGCCAGUGGAGUCACUUACUACCCUCAGGUGUCUCCAGUGGUCAUCACCCUGGUGUCUGACGGGAGCCGCUGCCUCCUGGCCCGACAGCCCUCGUUUCCCCCGGGCAUGUUCACAGCUCUGUCAGGCUUCUGUGACAUGGGUGAGAACGUGGAGGAGGCAGUGCGGCGAGAAGUGGCCGAAGAGGUGGGGCUGGAGGUGGAGUCGCUCCGCUACUCGGCUUCGCAGCACUGGCCCUUCCCCAGCAGCUCCUUGAUGAUUGCCUGCCACGCCCUGGUGGGAGCGCAGCGGGCUGAGAUCAGUCUGGACACCCUGGAGCUGGAGGAAGCCCGUUGGUUUGGCCUGGAGGAAAUUGUGGAGGGUCUCAAGAGGGAGCCCAGCUCUUCCAAGCAAGAUGAUGGUAGUUUUUUACCCUGGUUCCCUCCCAAACAGGCCAUUGCUCACCAGCUGAUCCGUGAGUGGCUUCAGCAGCAGACUGCCCAGAGAGCUUAGACAUGGCUUCAUCCACUCUGGGAUUCCACCAGAGCUGUCAAAGCUCCACAGAAAAGCUUCCAAAGCUCCUGGAGGCAAGGGCUCUGUCACAGUGAGGACAGCACAACACUGAUGGCACUCAGACACACUGACCUACAAAGGUCUCUGAGCUGAUCUGACAGGCCCAUGUACAGUGGAUCACCUCUGAGAUCCCGUGGUUUGUAGUAAAUAUACAAUAAAAUUCUUAGUUCCAAAGCA
Messenger RNA from Agelaius phoeniceus (red-winged blackbird), 1436 nucleotides. RefSeq names its product nudix hydrolase 13 (gene NUDT13). The record is from RefSeq and is a predicted model, not a curated record. Gene Ontology annotation, molecular function: metal ion binding; hydrolase activity. Lineage: Eukaryota; Metazoa; Chordata; Aves; Passeriformes; Icteridae.